Salvia miltiorrhiza (redroot sage) is the source of this 2904-nucleotide messenger RNA. RefSeq lists its product as uncharacterized. The record is from RefSeq and is a predicted model, not a curated record. The transcript is spliced from 7 exons. Gene Ontology annotation, biological process: chromatin remodeling. NCBI's taxonomy places the organism in Eukaryota, Viridiplantae, Streptophyta, Magnoliopsida, Lamiales, Lamiaceae. Bases 995 to 2671 code for a protein of 558 amino acids. Gene Ontology annotation, cellular component: Ino80 complex.
CUUCCAAACUUCAAUUUUUUUUUUUUUUUGGUGAAAUAACAAAUCACUACCGAGUUGAGCCAUCAGUCAUCAGUCAUCACUAAUCGCUUCUUCUUUCCAAUUAUUUCUUGAUGCUGCUAUUGGAAAUCUAGCUGAUUGUUUUCAGUUUGCUUGGUGAUUUAUUAGAUGGAGGGAAUGCUACGCGCUUGCUUUGGGAGAACUUAUGGAAAUUCAGUUGAAAUUGAACCUGAUGCUUGUUCAUAUCUUCAGCAAUCUGGUUUUUAUUAACAUACGUAUGUGUAGUUGAAGUAGCAGCUUUCAUAAUUAUAAUUAUAUGCGUGAAAGCAAACUAGCUCCAGAUUAAGUUGUCGAUGUUUUUCGGCUAAAGAGGGAUUUGGUGGCUGAUAUUGUAGUUGUGAGGCUUAAAUUGAAUGUGUUUGUCUUUAUGUGAAAAUUUGCCCCCAAUUCGGUUCAUGUAUGCUAGCCCUAAAACGAAUGCCAUAUAUCAGCGUGUUUCAGUGCGUCUGAGAUGUAAAUUGGUUCCCUUUUAGGCCAAUUGAGUUAUUUACAGUUCAAUUUUGGAAUAUAUUCUCUUAACUGGUGAAAAGCUCAGGGGAAAGAACUUCAUCCCCACGAGUAAGUCAUGCUUUAUUUCUUUCCUGCUUCAGGUCUCUCUAAAGACAUACUAUUAUUUUGCUUAUCUGUAAUGUUUAAGAGCGAUCUGUUUCAGUUAUCACAGGAAAUAAUUUAAGUACAUGUAUGCAUGUGCAUAUGCAAAUUUUGUUCAAGUUGGAUUCUUAAAAUGAACUUGUAUGCUUAGUUAAUUACUAUUCCAAAUAGGAACUUUCCCAAUAUUUGUCCUACAUUUUGGAAAUGUUAGUGUCUGCUGGAAACUUCAGUUUCGACUCUUAUACAUGAUUGAUGAAGAAUCUUAUUUGUGUUUCUUUUGUUAGGAUUUGUAUUGUCAAGAUAAAAAGAAGUCGAAUAACUUUCUGAUUGAAUUGUUUCCAUUUAUAUGGAUACCCAUGGAGACUCUGGGAGUAAUACAACACGCAAACCUUCGAGGAAAAGGAGGAGUAAUUUGAUACGUCGUCCUUUGAAUGAAUCCGAAUCUCCCCAAGAAAAUAGAGAUUCCAUCUCAUUAUCAUCAACUCCAUCAGACCACGUGAGUGAUGCACCAAGUGUGGGCAAGGAGUCCUUAACACCAUCACUAAACCUUGGUGAUGCUAUAACCGUGCAUAGGAGUUAUGACGAAGGUGACACAUUGGAUGAAUCAACUAACCUCAGAAGUUCUUUUGAAGAUAAUCCUGCAGCAGCUAGCUGGAAGAGUCAGCAAAUGAAGGACAAUAAGAUGAGCGAACAAGCGAUUGGUGAUUACCAUUCUGAGCCACUAGGAACAGCAUCUGAUGGAACUGGAAACAAAGUCAAUAAGGUAAAACUCAAGGUUGGAGGUGUAACACACACCAUUCACACAAGAUCUAGUUCCGGCAGUUCUUCAAUAGCUGGAACUUUUGCUGCAAAGUCUUCGUCAGAUGCAAAUUAUCCUCUCCCUAAGGCGAACCGUCAGGAAAAUCUUAAUCUUCAUGAUAUAAAUGAAAAGGCGAAUCUUAAACUUCGCGGUGUGCCAUGGAAAGAUUUUUCAAGGACUGGUUUUGCUUUUGGAAAAGUGGAUUCUUUUGGGGCAGAUAUACCUGAGGAAUCUGUCAAGCAAGCUGUAAAGCAUGAUAGGCCAUCUAAAAACAAGUCCAUGAUCAAGAAGUAUUCGGAUGAUGAAGUAUAUGAUGAGGAUGAUGAUGAGAUUCGGUACCUUCAAAAGCUCAAAACUUCAAGAAUCGCAUCUUAUGAUAAUACAGAGUAUGAAGAUGGUACCAUUAGGAGCAGGAAAUUACGGAAGAUCUCUAGGGUAAUGGAUAGAAAUAUUGAAGAUUCUUCUUUGGCUAUUAGAGAUUAUGGCUCCUCGAGAUCAGCCAAAGAACGUAUGAAAUCCAGAUCUGCAAGAGCACCUGAAGAUACUGGAUAUACGGAGGAGGAAGAAUCAGCAUCUGAUGGUCAGAUCGAACACAAGAAUAAGAAACAGAGAAAGUCACCACUUGAUGCCGCUAAAAACUCCAAAGAAAGCUCAAUCACUACCCGCCGUAGAGCUACUUUAUCUGGCAGAGAGGUCUCACCUGGUUUGGAUGCUAAAUCUAUCCAAUUCCCAGACGGGUUGCCGCCUGCCCCACCAAGAAAGACAAAGGAACAACUAUCAGAAGUGGAGCAACAACUGAAAAGAGCUGAGGCUGCCCAAAGGCGUAGGAUACAAAAUGAAAAGGCUUCUCGUGAAUCUGAGGCUGAGGCAAUCAGAAAAAUCUUGGGUCAAGAUUCCAGUAGGAAAAGGCGAGAGGAUAAGAUUAAAAAACGGCAGCAGGAGCUAGCACAGGAGAGGAAUGCGAAUGGUGCUACAGUCGCACCCGAUGCUGUUAGAUGGGUCAUGGGACCUUCAGGGACAGUCGUAACGUUUCCUGCUGAGGUUGGCCUUCCAAGCAUCUUCGAACCCAAGUCUUGCAGCUAUCCUCCACCACGAGAGAAAUGUGCCGGCCCGUCUUGUACAAAUGUGUACAAGUACAGAGAUUCCAAGUCGAAGCUUCCUCUUUGCAGCCUGCAGUGCUACAAGGCACUACUUGAGAAGGCACAACCACUACAUGCUUGUUAAAAUGGUUUAUCCGUCGCGACAUUCUGCUUCCAUGGUUGUCCAGUUGAAGCUUUGGUAGGAAGAUUUUCUUCUCAGAUGGAUGUAUCAAGGAAAGAAAGCAAUGUAAUGAGGUAUGUAAAUAUAUGAUAAUGAUCUGAAUCUGUGUCAUGAUGUUCCAACACCACUGUUGCUUCAAAGGGUCUUGGAACUGCAAGAAUCUCCAAGUUAAUGCACUUAUAUUAUUUGAAAGUAAA